Symbiodinium sp. CCMP2456 is the source of this 1143-nucleotide messenger RNA. The record is from the annotation of a GenBank genome assembly. Lineage: Eukaryota; Dinophyceae; Suessiales; Symbiodiniaceae.
AUGGCUCCGCAGGCCAAGUCGGAGAGACCUGCACAGAGCUCAGACAUCAUGGCCCAUGGCUAUUUUCAGGAAGCGGAGUUUGUGGUGGAACUGGACCUGACGAAGGUCGCUGGCCUGGGCCUGGAAGUUGACUGGGCAGAUGGAAAGACUCUUUUCAUCAAGAGUGUCAAGGCGGAAGGCGCGGUGCCUUCCUGGAACAAGAAGCAAGCGGCCAAUGCGGUGGCUGCCGGGGAUCGGAUCAUUUCGAUCAAUGGAAAGACUGGCGACCCCAAGGCCAUGCUGGGCGUGUGCAAGAAAGAGAAGCAACUUUCCUUGCUGGUCAGAACAGGAUCCAACGAUGCAGUGAAGAAAGUGGCUUCGAGCAUAGCGUCUGCCGUUCAGACCUCGCUAGCAGCAUUGCCGUCCUCAGAAGAUGGGGGAAAAACGAAGCAGAGCCCGAAGUUCUUCGACUUCAACGUCACGGUGGACAUGGCUUUCCACUCUCAGCUCGGCUUGGACGUGGAUUGUGCAAGUGGCAAAUCUUUGUAUGUGAGACAUUUGCAGGCAGGUGCAGUUGAAGAGUGGAACAGGAAGCAUCCAGCUCAUCUGUCUGUCCAUGCUGGUGAUCGGAUUGUGGCCGUCAACGGUUUUGCACACGAUGCUCAGGCCAUGGUUGACCUUUGCCGUGAGCUCAUGCAAAGCCGCAGCAAGUUCCAGUUGCGAGUCCGUGGACCUCCGCCACCUCCCGCUGAGAGCAAGAAGGACAAGACGAAGGAUGUCUUGCGGGAGAGCUUCAAAGAGGACGAAAGCAAGCCUGAUGAAGACGCGGACGACGGCAAAAGCAGCAGCAGCAGUAGCAGCAGUGCAGAGCAAAAGGUGAAGGACUCUGAGAUAGUCAAAAGCAAAGACAAGCAGCGUGAGAGGAAGGACAAGGAGAAGAGUAAGGAUACCGACAAAGCAAAGGACAAAGAAAAGGACACAAACAACGAGAAAGACAAAGGUAAUAAAGACAAGGAUCGGAAACGGCGAGAUGCGGACAGAGAAAAAGACAGAGGAAAGGAUAAGGAGAAGGCAAAGGAUAAGAAUCAGAAAGAAAAAAGGGACAAGGACAAGGAGAAGGACAAAGACCGCAGCAAGAAGAGAGCAAGGUCAGACGAAAGCUGA